Messenger RNA from Astrephomene gubernaculifera, 466 nucleotides. The record is from the annotation of a GenBank genome assembly. Lineage: Eukaryota; Viridiplantae; Chlorophyta; Chlorophyceae; Chlamydomonadales; Astrephomenaceae.
GCUGCUGCCGCUUGGGGGCGUGGAGCCCAAGGAGGUGGCGGAGUACUUUGGAAUGAUGAACGUGGGCCUCCGGGGUGUGGUUCCCGGCGAGCCCACCGAGCGCUUCCUGCGCACCCGUCUGCGCCAGUGCAAGCUGCUGGGAGGCGCAUGUCUGGGGGGGCUGGCGGUGGCGGCACAGCUGUACGACGGCGCGUGUGUACGGGCGCUGGGGGCGAGCCUGGGCAGCACCAGCCUGCUCAUUAUCGUGGGGGCGGUGCUGCAGACGGCACGACAAGUUGAGGCGCUGCUGGAGGGUCCCAAGCUGCAGCGGCGACUGCAGCGGGAGCGGCAAGCCAUCGAGUCGCUGUCGCUGCUGUGAGGCUGUUGAUGCUGAUGCUGAUGAUGAUGGUGGUGAUAAUGAUGUGGUGGUAUGUAACGAAUGCACCGGUAAUGGUUUAAACGUAUGUGGGUAAAACAAAAACGGAGG